Perca flavescens (yellow perch) is the source of this 1959-nucleotide messenger RNA. It is a transcript of the gene tmem209, whose product is annotated as transmembrane protein 209. Gene Ontology annotation, cellular component: membrane. The transcript has 15 exons. NCBI's taxonomy places the organism in Eukaryota, Metazoa, Chordata, Actinopteri, Perciformes, Percidae. Bases 242 to 1918 code for a protein of 558 amino acids. The record is from RefSeq and is a predicted model, not a curated record.
UUGCACUGAAACCAUACUUUGCCACGCAAAUUCUGUAUUGUUUAUGUUAGCUAUAUGCAAGCUAGCUAACUUUAGCUAACCGUUUAGCUAGCGGGGGUCGGCUAACUGCUGAACUUCUAGCCUCUAGCCGUCAGUCAUGUAGCUGCAGUUGCCAUGCCACAACAUGUUAUUUGAUGUCUAGCUAAAGGAUAGUGAUUUGUUCUGUAACACACGCUACGUCCUGAAAAGAAUAGAGAACAUCAUGUUGACCCCAGCGAAGGACGGGAUGCCCAGUAUGAUAGACAGGGCGCUGAGGAUGCGGAGGGAGGAACAGGCUCGUCAGGUGGUCCUGGCCUGGGCUGUGCUCAACGUGUCUCUAGCUGGCAUGAUUUACACUGAAAUGUCAGGGAAAUUGCUCAGCCGAUACUACAACAUCACCUACUGGCCUAUCUGGUACAUUGAACUGGUGCUAGCCUCUCUAUUUAGCCUAAAUGCCCUUUUUGACUUCUGGAAAUAUUUCAAAUACACAAUGUCUCCCUCCACCAUUGCUGUAUCCCCUGAACAGCAUCAACUUCUGGGUCUGAGAAACACAAGUAUUCAUGCCUGUUCGCCCCAAAAGCCAGAAAAAAAGGAGACCCCAGUUCCAGCCCAGUCGUCUCCGCUGCAGGGCCAAAGCGUACUAAGUUUCAGCCCCUCACGGCCGGCCACCACCAGCCCCAAGUUCUCCCCCAGCUGUGUACCCGGGUACAGCCCUCCUCUCAGCAGCCCAUCCACCCCAAGCAGUGCUGGGGGGCCUUUUUCCCCCACUGUGGCUUUUGGAAAGGUAUUGAACUACAGUCCUUCCCCUGGCUCCUCUCCCUACCCUAGCAGCAUUGGACCAGCAGAAGGCUCAAGCUUGAGAGCUCGAUAUCGCACAUCCCCCUCAGUGUUUAACUCCCCUGGAAGCAAGGAGGACUGCAUGCAGGAUCUGAAAAGCCUGGAGAGGUUCCUCCGCACAGAGGAGGAGAGGAGUCACCGCAGCCAGCUAGGGAGUCCAGAGUCUGUGUCUCCGAGCCACAGCCCAACAUUUUGGAACUACAACCGCUCAGUGGGAGAUUACGCCCAGAGCCUGAGGAAGUUUCUGUACCAGCCGGCCUGCCGCUCUCAAGCCCCGUCUGCCCACAAGGAUGAGACGGACCUGGGCUCCAAACAGGCUGCAGAGGAGGUGUGGGCCAGAAUCACCACCAGUCGCCCUGUAGUGGACCGCAUUGAUAGCUGGACAGCCAAGCUUAGAAAUUGGAUCAGUGACACUAUCUUGGUCCCCCUGGUCAAGGAAAUGGACUCUGUCAACAGCCAGCUCAGGAGGAUGGGCUGCCCUGAGCUCCAGAUAGGAGAGGCCAGCAUAAGCAGCCUGAAACAGGCAGCAGUGAUGAAAGCCUCGUCCAUCCCCACUAUGAACUCUAUUGUUCAGUAUCUGGACAUCACUCCCAACCAGGAGUAUCUAGUGGACCGUUUAAAGGAGCUAGCCCACAGCGGCUGCAUGAGCUCCUUUCGCUGGAAUGGUGGUGGUGACCUGAAGAACAGGAAGUGGGACACAGACCUCCCCACUGACUGUGCUAUUCUCAUGCAUAUGUUUUGUACAUACUUGGACUCCAGACUGCCCCCACACCCAAAAUACCCAGACGGGAAGACUUUCACUUCGCAGCACUUCAGUCACACCCCAGACAAACCUGAUGUUACCAAGGAGAGCCUCUUCUGCGUUCACCAAAGCAGCACCACUCCCCCUCACUACCAGCUCAUCUACCAGGGACAUAUCUACAGUCUACCCAAGGGCAGGAACAACCUGUUCCACACAAUUCUCAUGUUCCUCUUUGUCAUUAAGACUAAGGAGUCAGGGAUGCUGGGGAGAGUAAAUCUUGGCCUCUCUGGUGUGAACAUCUUGUGGAUAUUCGAAAACUGAUGCGUCGUUAUUUACAAGCAACAAAAAGCUGCAAGUGGAUU